This is a messenger RNA of Exophiala viscosa, 2987 nucleotides long. Its product is annotated as ABC transporter-like protein. Lineage: Eukaryota; Fungi; Ascomycota; Eurotiomycetes; Chaetothyriales; Herpotrichiellaceae. Gene Ontology annotation, biological process: transmembrane transport. Gene Ontology annotation, cellular component: membrane. Gene Ontology annotation, molecular function: ATP binding; ATP hydrolysis activity; ABC-type transporter activity. The record is from RefSeq and is a predicted model, not a curated record. The coding region runs from base 251 to 2794 and encodes 847 amino acids. The transcript is spliced from 7 exons.
UGGUUCUUCGAGGCCAUACAAACCAUGAGAGGAGGCCAGAAUACGAGGAUCGCCCUCCGUAAAGAUGUUCCAGGCUUUAUGUGGCGGCCUGUGCUGCCAUCGGCCUGCCCUUGGGGGACGGAGUGCUAGAAUGUGUAUAUUCUAUGCCUUCAGGACCAGAAAAAGAACAACUCAUAUCUUCUUCUGUGAUUGAGGGACACCUGAGACUGGCGGUUUCCAAUCGUCAAUCGAAUUCGCACUGCUCGCCAGAAUGAAGGACGACUUCGCCAACGCAGCCGUUGCUGGCAUCGUCAACAAUCUAAAUGAGUUUAAUAUGUCCAGUCUCGCCUGGGGAAAUGCCACCUUGAUUGUGCCGACAAAUACGACGGGCUGCUUGCGACCAGGCGCCAUGCCCAUUCCCAUCUACAAUUUCAAUUGUACUCUUGGCCAGAUGCGAAGUGUGUCCGCAUUCGAGGAAAACUACUGUGCGCCAAACAAUACAAAUGUCUGCCUUCCCGGGUUUUACUGCCCAAACUCGAAUGCAACAAACCCAGCACAGUAUUGCCCUCCGACGGAGGAAUGCCUUCUCAUCCGUAGCUCCAAAGGAACGUGCGGACCGCAAGGAACGUUUGAGCCCAAAGUCUGUUCUCCCGGCUUUUACUGCCCAAGCCCCGGAAAGACCAUCAUCGAAUGUCCUAAGGGUUUCUAUUGUCCUCAAGGAAGUGUACAGCCAAUUCGAUGUGCCCCGGUCUCGCUAUGUCCAACUCGCAGUCGGCGACAAGUCGUCAUGCUGCCGGUAUACGUGACCGUGGCUCUCGACAUCAUGCUUAUCUUCAUCGCAGUUUGGUUUUACUUCUUCUCAAAACGUAAAAUCCACAAAAAGCCACAAAAGAAAGUGAAAAAGGAGACACUGCCUUACGAGCUGACGGAGACGCCUGAGAUUCAACGCCUGAUGCAAUCGUUUCGCGAAUGCAUCGGAGCCGAUAAUGUGGGCUUAUCUUUCACUUUUGAAGGGCUGUCGUUCGAGCCCGUUCCAGGCAAACAGAUUCUCUCAGGCAUUUCUGGUGCCAUGCAGAGCGGUUCUUUCUGGGCUGUGAUGGGUGGCAGUGGCGCCGGAAAGUCAACUUUCCUCAACGUCCUGAUGGGCAAGACAAAGCACACCGGAGGCUCGGUUCUCGUAAAUGGCCACCACGAGAAGAUGAAGAAGUACAAGAAAUUGAUCGGCUACGUGCCACAGGAUGACAUUGUCCUACCAGAGUUGACCGUGCGGGAAAACAUUCUCCAUUCCGCUCGCAUUCGUCUUCCUCGCAACUGGACCGACGCGAGAAAACAAGAACAUGUCGACACGCUGAUUGCAUGUCUUGGCCUUUCUCACGUUGCGGACUCACUUGUUGGAGACCCUCGAAAACCUGUCAUCUCUGGAGGCCAACGAAAACGUGUCAGCAUUGGCCUCGAGUUGGCUGCCGCGCCUAUGGCACUUUUCCUAGACGAACCGACCUCGGGACUCGAUGCAACUUCUGCCGCGUCUGUCAUGGGUCUGUUGAGGUCUAUCUCAUCUCUCGGUGUCACCACAAUCGCCAUCAUACAUCAGCCACGCCAGGAGGUUUUUGAGUCAAUUGAUAACCUUCUCCUGCUCGGGAACGGACGUGAGCUGUAUGCUGGUCCGACCAAGGACGUGUCGGGCUAUUUCAACAAGCUCAGUUUCACUUUUCCUCAAAAUCGCAACCCGGCAGAUGUUGUCAUGGACAUCAUGACAGGCAACGGUCAACAGUAUACUAAAGAUCUGUCUUGGCGAGAGAACAGCGUGCAAAGCCUGAUCGACAAGUGGCAGACGACCGCUGCCAAACAAGAGGUGGACUCUGAAAAGGACAUGGGCGACAAAAGUGGGUUUCAAGCCCGAACUGAAGUCCACGCUGUCCCUUCGAGCGCGACCCAACAGGAGGCCAUCCGCCGUUCCAUUAAGAAGCGAGGGGCUUCAUAUCCGCUUCAAGUCUGGUUCUGCUUCCAACGGGCAAUGCUUCAGCAACUCAGAAAUAUUAACAGCUUCUUUUUCGAAGUGGGCGUUGGUGCACUUGCGGGUGCAGUGAUUGGGAUGUCCGCUUUUUCAGCACACGGCCAGCUGUUCAGAGGCAUCUAUCAAUUCCCAUUCACAGCUUUAUCAAGCGCUGUGGAUUAUCAGUCCGCGAUCCAAAUUGGUUUGCUGGGUGGACUAGCUAUAGGACUUGCCGCCAGUGCCGCGGGAGUGAAGGUCUUUGGUGACGAGAAACUGACGUACUGGCGCGAAGCCGCUGCUGGCCACAAUCGCUACGCGUACUAUAUCGGCAAGGUCCUCUCAACAUUGGUUAGGAUGACAUUAUCCUGUCUUCAUUUCAGCGUCUGCCUCGGGGUCCUAGCCACUCCUAUGAUGUCAUUCGGCUCAAUCUUUGCUGCGAACCUGCUAUAUUUCUAUUGCAUUUACGGCUUCUCGAGCUGCAUCAGCAUGGUCACGAAACGAGAGGAUGGACCUUUGUUGGCGGUGAUGGGAAGCUUGAUCAUAGGCAUUCUUGGAGGAGUCGCUCCACCAUUGUCCAAGGUCAAACUGUGGCAUAUGGAGUGGCUCUGGCGGAUGUCUCCUGGUACGUGGUUCACGGAGAUAUGGUUCACAAAAAAUGUGGCACCGUUGAAGUAUCUUUAUAUACUUGAUCUCGCAUCAGCAGCGACGGGCUUCAAAUUUCAUCAAUCGACUCUGGACAUUAUUCUCUUCCUGAUUGGAACGAUAUAUCGGCUCAUAGCAUGUGCCCUCCUGGUGCUUGUCAAACGACAUAAGCAGAGGUGACGGUUCUGUCGGCAACGUACAACGAUUUCACGAUCUUGAUAGUCUUCCGCACUUCCACGUUCCUUUGUUCUUCUGCAAGUUCAGACUGUGAUCGGCCACGAGGCUUCAUCAUACGCUCUAUACCACAUUCGGUCGGAAUGCUCUCAGAAGCUGAACUUGGUCCCAACAACUGACGGGGCCAGCCUUCCGGGCA